Pieris brassicae (large cabbage white) is the source of this 1409-nucleotide messenger RNA. RefSeq names its product gamma-interferon-inducible lysosomal thiol reductase-like. Bases 78 to 776 code for a protein of 232 amino acids. NCBI's taxonomy places the organism in Eukaryota, Metazoa, Arthropoda, Insecta, Lepidoptera, Pieridae. Gene Ontology annotation, molecular function: oxidoreductase activity, acting on a sulfur group of donors, disulfide as acceptor. The record is from RefSeq and is a predicted model, not a curated record. The transcript is spliced from 5 exons.
ACGAUACGUAUUAAUUGAUACAAAUAUUGUGUCAGUAGCUCAGUAUCCAAUGAACAUUCGAACCGAGAGAACAUAAAAUGGUGCGUGAUUUUCUUCUUUGUUUAUUCUUUGUGACAUUAGCCAAUUCGUACACAGAUGUACUAUUUAACGACUUGCUUGAUGAAGAUCCACCUACUAUUGAUGCCGAUUUAAUGAAUUUUAUUCCUGACAAGACGUACACGGGAGAGAAAGUCAAUAUAAAAUUAUUCUACGAAUGCUUCUGUCCAGGUUGCAGAGAUUUUGAGAGCACUGAAUUUAAUGAAGCAAUCAAUAAGUUGAAUGACUAUCUUGAUAUUCAAACUUAUCCCUACGGAAAUGCUGAGACAAAAGAACAUGACGGUAAAGUGGAAUUUAUAUGUCAACACGGGCCUAGUGAAUGCUACGCAAACAAACUUCACGCAUGUGCCUUGGAUAUAAUUACAAAUCACACAGCUGCAUUACUGUUUAAUAUCUGCAUGAUGGAUAAUUCACAAGAAAACUUGGGAUCAGAUGACGAAGCCGCUGAUAAGUGUGGGGCAAAUAUGAGAAUAGAUUCAACGCCCGUAAAAUCUUGUGCCAAAGGAGCUAAGGGCAUAGAACUGCUAAAAUACUACGGAUUAGAAAGCAAUAAAGUUAAUUUUAAGUAUGUGCCAUUCAUUCUUAUAAAUGGAGAAGAGAAUAAAGGACAAAAUUUUAUCCAAGAUGUAUGCAAAUAUUUCUCGAAGCCACCACCACCCUGCCUUGGUUUAAAAAACUAAAAAAUAAUUGUCUCACAAUAUAAUAUUUUUUGUUUACUUAUUUUAAAUUAAAGCAAUCGGUAAUUAUAUUAUAACAGAGAAAAUACCACCCAACCGCUAAAUUAUAUGUAUGAUUUUCUAUAAUUAUAUGUAAUAUAAAAUAACUAAAUUCAUGUAAUGAGGAAUAAUAUUGAUACCUUCCUUAUAACUAGGCCUGUGUAUAGAAUACACACAUCCUAGAUUAUAGUAAAUGUUUUAAUCCAAUAGUAUAAUAAUUGCAAAUAAAUUACAUAUUUAGGAGCAUAAAUGUCCUAUAAGUUAAAUUUGCAAGUCACUAUAAUACGCACUUUAACCCUUCGCCAAUACAAAAAUUGAGAUAUACAAAAACAGGAUAACUUGAGGCUGUGGAUUUUCCUUAUUUUAUCUUAUUACCAACGAAACUACAUUAGGUUACGUAUCUCUCAACCAAUUGUACGCUACAUUACAUUAACCACGAGCUGAUUUUUAAAAUUUAUUUAACAAUUUGUGUCACACUUAUGGUUCACCUGUUUAAUUAAUCUGUUAUUGUUUAUUUAUUUUUCUUUAUCAACGUCCAUCUCCCUACUUCAUGACCUGGAUGAAGCUGUUACACAGUAAUAAAAAAUAUGAAUAAUA